This is a messenger RNA of Rhizopus microsporus ATCC 52813, 348 nucleotides long. RefSeq lists its product as uncharacterized. Bases 119 to 295 code for a protein of 58 amino acids. Lineage: Eukaryota; Fungi; Mucoromycota; Mucoromycetes; Mucorales; Rhizopodaceae. The record is from RefSeq and is a predicted model, not a curated record. The transcript has 2 exons.
AGACAAAGGCCGAAGAAAAAAGAAGAAAGAAUAUGAGAAGUACACAUCUAAAUAGAUCUCGCUUCUGUGUUGUAACUAAUUAUGCAACCUUACAGUUGUUAAUGGAGCCCUUACUGUCAUGGAGAUAAAGGUCAGGCUUAUUGACUUACUCAACAUCAAAGAUACAUGGAUAAAGAAAAUGGAAUUAAUCCUUAACUCACAAGGUGAUGGUAAUUGCAGCUUUCGUUGCAUUGUGCAUGUCACAUAUGGCGAUGAAAACCUUCGAAUGAGAGUCAAGCAAGACAUGAAGGAAUAGUUUGAUAAGAGCAAAGACGGAAUUUACAGAGACAUAAUAAGAGAAGACGAUGU